Molecule: messenger RNA, 939 nt
Organism: Brienomyrus brachyistius
Lineage: Eukaryota; Metazoa; Chordata; Actinopteri; Osteoglossiformes; Mormyridae
Product: liver-expressed antimicrobial peptide 2-like
Exons: 4
Coding region: 345-584 (79 amino acids)
Biological process (GO): defense response to bacterium; antimicrobial humoral immune response mediated by antimicrobial peptide
Source: RefSeq, a predicted model, not a curated record
UCUACAUCUAUCCAUCUUCAGGCCAGUUAUUCUGGUCAGCAGAAGCCUACAGCCCAUCCUGGGCAACACAGUACAGCCUGGAUGGGACACCAGUCCCUCUCAGGGCAUACACAUACAUAGACAUGUUCUACAGAACAUUUACAGACAUCAAACAGUCUAAGUGCAUGUCUUUGGAAAGCAGGAGGAAACCAGAGACUCCGGAGGAAACCGACACAACAUAGGCAGGAGAUGCAAACGACAUGCAGUGAACAUACACAAAGAGAGGAAAUGGGGCUCAAACCCCCAACCCCGCAGAUGAGAGGCAGAAUGCUCAAAGCUCAAGGUAUCAUCAGCAUUUUUCAAACAUGAAGACACUUGCCACGUUUGCCUUAUUAUUCCUGUGCCUCAUUUCUGUCCUUCGGCAGGUACAAACGGCUCCAAUUUUCCAAGAGGAGAGCGAAGGCCUCAUUCAACGGGCCAAGCGAUCAUUGCUAUGGCGCUGGAACACUCUCAGACCCAUUGGAGCCAGUUGCCGCGACCACUCUGAGUGUGGAACUAAAUUUUGCAGGGCGCAAACCUGCUCUUUCCAGGUUUUUUCGUCUUAAAACAGGGAGGGAAAAAUCCUGCUUGGGCCUCCUCCAAACAAGAAGCUCACAAACUGACCCUUUUUUAACAGCCUCCCGCUUCAAACAUCGCCGGAUGUUUCUUUAUCAUCAUUCAUUAGAGACCUCACUUUGAGAGUAAUAGGAGAUUUCUACACAUUGCUUUUCCAACAUCACUUAAAUUUCUGAUUAGAACCGUAAACAAAGAUAUUUGACAAAUAUAUAUGUGACAGAAAAACAGAACCUAAAAUAUCUUUCGAAGCACUGAUGUACAAUCAACGCAUUAUUCCGGAUUCCUGGAAACACAGACAGUAAAUACACUUCAAUUUGAUUUGUAAUAUCAGAAUUUUCUUGUAAA